Messenger RNA from Cajanus cajan (pigeon pea), 456 nucleotides. Lineage: Eukaryota; Viridiplantae; Streptophyta; Magnoliopsida; Fabales; Fabaceae. The record is from RefSeq and is a predicted model, not a curated record.
AUGGAUGUUGAGAGAGCUGUGACUAGUGCAGCAAAACCAGUUGGGUCACAGGAGACUUGGGAUUUGGCUGAGUUCAGGAAGUGUAGUCCUCCUCAGUUUAGAGGUAAUGCAGAUCCAGAGGUAGCUGACCACUGGAUUUGGGAGUUGGAAAAGAUAUUCUCAGUUCUAGGUUGUUCAGAUGAGUGGAAGCUCAACUAUGCAGUGUAUAUGUUGACAAGGGAGGCAGAGUAUUGUUGGAGAGUGGUUGUGGACUGGGUGUGCUUCAAGAGGGCCUUCCUUGAGAAGUACUUCCUAGAGAGUGUUACUGUUAGGCAUGCUUGGGAGGUAGAGUUUAUGAGAUUACAGCAGGGGGGAAUGUCGGUGAUCGAGUAUGCCAUGAGAUUCGAGCACUUGGCACACUUCUACACCCAAGCCACCUCUAAGGCUUGGAAGUGUAGGAAGUUGCUGAAGGCUUGA